GUAUGGUCCCUAAAGGUUGAGUCGUAUGGUUCUACAUCGUACAGAUAUUAGACCUUGGAUUUGGGCUUGCGGGAUUUCUGCCAGGUCCCGAUCUAGCUAUUUCCCCGAACGUUUGGCUUAUAUUGAUCUAUGGCUACUUUGUUACUGAAAUCCUUGCAGUCUGCCUCUCGGAACGCGUGUAGGCAAUCGGCUCCAUGUCUACAUAAAACCCUCCGGUGUCUGUCGGUGGGAUGCGGUCGGCUGGCCUCGGACCUGCCGGCCAAGGGCGAGCCGGCGCCAGCUGUGCCCGGCUUGAUCACUGUGGAGGGCGCUGAGGAUCUGAGCGCCAUCAGCGGUCACCCGGCCGAAGAGAUCCAGACGCGCCGGGUGCGGGUGUAUCAGCCGGCCAAGAACGCCAUGCAGUCGGGCACGGACAACCUACGGCGUUGGGUGCUGGAUUUCGAUACGCAGGAGCGAUGGGAGAACCCUCUGAUGGGCUGGGCUUCCACCGCGGACCCGCUAUCCAACAUGCAGGUGGACUUCGCCACCAAAGAGGAGGCUAUCGCCUUCUGCGAGAAGAACGGCUGGGACUGGGCGGUGGACGUAAAGACGCCUGUCAAGCCCAGGGUCAAGUCGUACGGCGCCAACUUCUCCUGGAACAGGAACACCAGGACGUCCACCAAGUGAGCGUGCCUACGUAGCGGAUGUGUGACGCGUUGCGGGCAAUGCUGUCUGUACAUAGUAUGUGUUCAAUAUAUGAUGACUAAGGCGCCUGCCUUGUCCGUGAUGAGAA
Molecule: messenger RNA, 772 nt
Organism: Pollicipes pollicipes
Lineage: Eukaryota; Metazoa; Arthropoda; Thecostraca; Pollicipedomorpha; Pollicipedidae
Gene: ND-18
Product: NADH:ubiquinone oxidoreductase subunit 18
Exons: 4
Coding region: 130-666 (178 amino acids)
Biological process (GO): electron transport chain
Cellular component (GO): respiratory chain complex I
Source: RefSeq, a predicted model, not a curated record